AUGGAAUACCAACAAAAAUCGAUAGCUAAUGAGUCUGUCCAAAAAUCUAAUAACCCAUUCUUAGACUCAUUCCCGUCCCUGGUGUCUUUAUCUCAAAUGCAACAAUCUAUUCUUUCUAAUAAGUAUAAAGUGCCCCUGGUUGCAAAUUUAAAACAUGACAAAUUCUAUAGCACCAACUCUCUGAUAUCUGGUACUUUAGCUUCGGCACAAAGCCAAUCAAAUGUAACUGGUCGUACAGAUGCCACUCUGUGUGAAGAUCCAGCUACCGCCAGUGGGCGCUGGACUGAGAAAAUCAAAAACCUUGAAACAACAUGUUUUCAAUUGAAAAUAAACCUAGUUCGUUCAAGACUAGAAUGUGCUACCAAGAAGCGACAAAAUGAGUUAUUACAACUGAAAUCUUCAGAAUAUAAAAAUCAGGUAAAUGAAUUACUAAACAGAGUUCGAGAUUUGGAAUGUGAAGUUAAUUCACUUCAAUCUGAAAAAGUAUUAUAUGAAAGAGAAUUUAAAUACUUUCUGGAAGAAUGUCAAUAUAAUAGAAGUUUAAUGGAAACUUCACAUAAUGAAGUUUCAGUUCAUAAAGUAAGAAUUGAAGAGUUAAAGAAUUAUAUCAAAGGGAAAAGCGAUUUCAAAACCCCUGCAGAAUCACAUAACCUGAUGGCUAAUGAUCUGAUUCAAGAAUUACCAUCGAGUAUAAAUAUUGCAAUCCUCGAUGCUAUAGAUUAUAAUAUGGGGCUACAAAAGGAAUCAGUAGGAGAAAAAUUGACUACCAGUAACCAAAAUAUACGUAAAAGGAAGAUUUCUAAGCUGAGCAGAAUGAGUAAUGAAGAAAAUUAUUCAUUACCAAUUCCAUAUGUGAAAAACAAAUAUCGAAAAUUGAUUUAG
[Candida] anglica is the source of this 882-nucleotide messenger RNA. NCBI's taxonomy places the organism in Eukaryota, Fungi, Ascomycota, Pichiomycetes, Serinales, Debaryomycetaceae. The record is from the annotation of a GenBank genome assembly.